UUCAUUUCAUUGGCUUUCUAAAAGCAAACAGACUUCAUUUAACUUUACCUUCUCUCUGCAAUCACAUGUAUUCUCCAUCCCCUACAUUCAAGCACUCUUUCUAGACUUCUAGUGCUCCAGUUUAUCACUUCAGUUUUAAUUUCCAAGAACCACGUCUACCUCCACUUCACAUUGCAUGAUCUGGGAAAAUUAGUGUGGGAAAGAUUCCGGAAUGACAAGGUUUGCCCGAGGAUUUAGUUACACAGUGCAAAAGGAUGCCGUCUCACCGGUGUCAGCAGAUGUGGUUUUUGCUUCUACUCGUUUUCCAAGAUACACAAUUGGAAUGAACAAUCAGAUUGUCGAAGUCAAAGAAGAUUUGAACACACUUUCUACAAAGGACUUGGUUGCACGAGAGAAUGCAUUGUUUCUGGAGCAGCAACAACGCCUCUCAGUACGUGAUCUUGCAAGCAAAUUCGAGAAGGGUUUGGCAGCUGCUGCAAAGCUAUCUGAUCAGGCGAGACUUAAAGAGGCAGCUUCAUUGGAGAAACAUGUGAUUCUGAAGAAACUCAGGGAUUCUCUCGAAGCUCUGAAAGGCCGAGUUGGUGGCAAGAACAACGAUGAUGUCGCAGAUGCUAUAUCCAUUGUCGAAUCCCUAGCAUUUCAGUUGACUCAGAGGGAAGGCGAGCUUAUUCAAGAGAAGGCUGAAGUCAAAAGGCUCGCUACCUUUUUAAAGCAGGCUUCUGAAGAGGCUAAGAAGCUUGUUGAUGAAGAACGAGCUUUUGCAAAGGCAGAAAUCGAGAAUGCUAAAGCCGCAGUGCAGAGAGUGGAAGAAGCUCUUCAGGAACAUGAACGAAUGUCUAGAGCUGCAGGAAAGCAGGACUUGGAUGAGUUGAUGAAGGAUGUCCAAGAGGCUAGGCGGAUCAAAAUGCUGCAUCAGCCUAGUAAGGUCAUGGACAUGGAACACGAAUUGCGUGCAUUAAGGACUCAACUUGUGGAAAAGUCGAAGCAUUCACUAAAGCUCCAGAAAGAGCUUGCAAGCAAAAAGGGCAAUGAAAACUUGCUUCGUUUGUACGAUAUAGAUGGCACUGAGGCACUGGGUUCAUGUCUGCGGAUAUAUCCUUGUUCCGAUAGUGCUCCGGAGCUUUCUGAAUGCACUAUUCAGUGGUUUCGCACUACUUCUGAGGAUGGCAAAAAAGAACUUAUAUCAGGGGCCAACAAAUCUGUAUAUGCUCCGGAACCUUUUGACGUUGGAAGAGUACUGCAGGCGGAUAUCUCGACUGAUGAUCAGACUAUUACUUUAUCAACUUCUGGUCCUAUUGAUCCUGCUGCAGGAUUGGGAAACUAUGUAGAGGCAUUGGUGCGGAGGCAUGACACCGAAUUCACUGCACUCCUUAUCCAGAUGAAUGGAGAAGAUCAUCCUUCACAGUCAAUCCAUGUGCUUCAUAUAGGAAAGAUGAGAAUAAAACUCAGCAAAGGGCAAACAACUAUAGCUAAGGAGUACUAUUCCAAUUCAAUGCAGCUUUGUGGAAUUAGAGGUGGUGGGAACGCUGCAGCUCAGUCAGUAUAUUGGCAAGCAAAGACGGGAUUGUCCUUCAUCUUAGCAUUUGAGUCAGAACGAGAAAGAAACGCAGCCAUCAUGCUGGCAAGAAGAUUCGCAUUUGAUUGCAACAUUGCGCUUGCUGGGCCAGACGACAGAACUGGUGAAGGAAGUUGCUGAGCUUGUUUUAGAGUCUCUUUUACCAGUUCCCAUUUUUCCAGUGAAUAUAUUUGAAGUUUAUUGUCUUUGUUGUGUUUAGCAGCUUGGUUGCCUUGUUCCUAUUUGUCCCAUUUUUAUUUUAUUGAUUGAUUUAUUUCCAUUUCAACUGUAUGAUAGAGAUCAUACAGAAGUACUGAGAGAAAUAUCUGAUUGUGACUAUUGUUGUAAUGACUAUAGUUCGUGUCUUGCGACGAAGUGCUAUCCCGUGUUCGACUGA
This is a messenger RNA of Salvia hispanica, 1952 nucleotides long. It is a transcript of the gene SCAB1, whose product is annotated as plectin-like protein. Gene Ontology annotation, biological process: regulation of stomatal movement; actin filament organization. Gene Ontology annotation, molecular function: actin binding. The record is from RefSeq and is a predicted model, not a curated record. Lineage: Eukaryota; Viridiplantae; Streptophyta; Magnoliopsida; Lamiales; Lamiaceae.